AUGGAAUCAAAUGGAACGCGCAAAGGGCCGCUGCCUGGAGGUCGCCAGGGCGCGUCUGGAGCUGGCGCUGGACGCGACAGCAUGCGAACCGCCAGCCGAGCGCGAGGUGCUGCACGACCACCCAGCAGCUCCUCGCAUACAUCAUCCCCACCAGCUGGCUUGGUGUCGGCAGGGUCUUCGCGGGCUCAGCAAUCGGCACCCGUCACUGGUGGAGUACGCCGCAUGCGUUGGACAACCCAGAUGAACAGCAACGCAUUGCGGGCGUAUUUUAGGGCGAAAGGGGGAGAAACUGGAGGUUUUGCGUAUCGGGCAAGGAUCCAUCGACUUUUUGCUGAGCUGGAGCCAUCUGUAACCGUCACCGAGCAAAACCUGGCAGACCGAGUUCGGUAUAUCUUGCGCUCAAAUACAUUUGAUGACACCGAACUCGAACGGCUACGACGUGAGGCUGUUCCUUCAUCGGGUGAAAAUGCUGCGGCUGAGAAUGCGGCGCCACAACUUGCCGAGCAAACGGCAAAUGUGGAUGCCGCCGUGAAUACGCCAGUUAUGGUUGAUUCAAACGAUGAUGGAACAGUCGCCCAGGAACUGGAACUAGAGCAAAUGAGGAGUACAUUGGAAGAGGCGAUUGUGGAAACGCGCAGUACGACUCUCGAAAAUCGACCGCGACUUCCCCGCUUAGCCCUAAGCAAGCGGAAUCGGGCUGUCGUGAGGGCUCUGAACCCAAUGCUGGUUACCUAUUUGGAAGCCAGCCGGGACCUUUGCGAGACGGACUCAAUUCUCUUUGGCGCCGCACUGGCAGUCUGCCGUAUUAUAGGCGCCAAAAUUUCCACGGCUGGACGCACUACUGGACAAAGUAGUGCUAUCCCAGCCUGGAGAACAAGAAUUGAAGAACGUAUCGCAAAGGCUAGGGCCCUCAUCGGCAGACUGAUAUGCUUCAGGUCAGGCAAUACCAGGCCAAGGAUUGUGCGCACCGUCAGGAUGGCGUUUGCUGGGACAAAUGUUAGUUUGUCCCAGCCGGAUAUAAUGCAAAAACUGACGGAGCGCAUAGACGACCUGAAGCAAAGAAUAGCUGCUUGGGGAAAGCGGAUUCGGCGAUAUACCGAGAAGUCGACACGGUUCAAGCAGAAUCGUCUCUUCCAGAGUGAUCAGAAGAGGCUCUAUAAAUCAUUGGAGCGACCAAUAGUAAGUGGAACGGGCCCUGCACCAAAUCAGGCUGACAUGGUCGCAUUCUGGCGCAGCCUGUGGUCAGAGCCCGUAAACCACAACGAGGGCCCUAGGACGGAAGUUGUGGCUAGUCAGUGUGCGAGUAUUACGCCCAUGGACCCCGUCAUCAUAACGCCGGAUGACGUAGCUGAGGCGGUCCGUAGGGCCCCGAACUGGAAAAGUCCGGGGCUUGACGGGCUGCAUCACUACUGGUUGAAGGGGUUCAUGGUGUGUCACUCUGUGCUCGCCCGAUAG
Parnassius apollo (apollo) is the source of this 1455-nucleotide messenger RNA. Lineage: Eukaryota; Metazoa; Arthropoda; Insecta; Lepidoptera; Papilionidae. The record is from the annotation of a GenBank genome assembly.